AUGCAUGAUAACGAAAAUUUGUGCCCAAAUAAAGCACGCGAGAUCAGACAACGACCUGCCCAGAAACAGAAAGGAAAAUUUCCGAAGCUCACCGGUUUUGGUCGCGAAAACCGCAGCGAGAGAGAGAAAACGAAGGAUCGAGAGAGAACAGGAGGAGGUCAUGCCCCAUUUGAAGGAAUAUCAGUGUUGUUGCAAUUAGGGACUUUAUUCUCCAAAUGGUGGUUGAUACAAGACAACAAUAGGAAGGUACAUAGUUACUUUUCAUGGCUGCACUCGGGUGAUGUGAUUAGGCGAGUUGUCGGUAUAAACAAAGCGCAGAGGAAGAAGACUUUUGAGAACAUCAUAACACGUUUUGCCGAAAUAACUUUGAAGGACAUCAAGUAA
This is a messenger RNA of Striga asiatica, 384 nucleotides long. NCBI's taxonomy places the organism in Eukaryota, Viridiplantae, Streptophyta, Magnoliopsida, Lamiales, Orobanchaceae. The record is from the annotation of a GenBank genome assembly.